UCCCAUCCCACCCACCCCCCUCUACUUUUCGGCCGCAUCUCUCCUCCCCGGCAGCGCGAAGGACGUUCCUCGCACGGAUGUGACACUUGGACCGCCGCUCCCGAGCCAGCGGUCAGUCGCAACCCAGCGGUCAGCCCGACAAGAGCUCGGCCCAUCGGCACCCACGAUACACAACUGGGCAGCAGGGGGUUGGAAUCAACACCAAGUGUUUGUGCCCUGGUGCUCUCUGAGACGCGCUUCGAGGUUAACGUCGUCGUCGUAGGUGGCGGCGGACUUGUGGAGUGACUUGGUGAAAAAAAAAAAAAAUAUUAGCAGAAAGCGUCCUGUGACUUGAUCACUUGUCACGGGAAGGUGUGCUUUUCUGCAAGGUCGUUGCGCCGCGCUGUGACCCCUAACCCCCCUGGACAAACCAUCGCCCUUGAAAGCUGAACGCCUCCGAAAACGGACGUGGAGUUGACAAGGUGACGAAGCGACCCCCCAGGCCAGGCCAUGGGGCUACGGCACCUCAUAGCUGGGCCUACGCUGCUGGUCGGCGUGGCUCUCCUAUCUGCCUUUUGUUUAUCCACAGUCCUAUCAGCGCCACUCUCAUCAGAAGUCCGGUCUCCACGUGAUAGGGGUUGCUACUUCAUGCUGAAGCACUACGAAAACGGCGAGCAAAUCGAGACGAACGAGGCGUGCCUGAACUGCACGUGCGUGAGCAGUAUGCUCAUGUGCUACCUGCGCGUGUGUCCCUACGUAAAGCAGCUGGGCGACGACUGCACGGUGACAAAGCGGCCCGGCGAGUGCUGCCCGGACAUCGCCUGCCCGGCCGGUACGUCCGCCGAGCGGCCAGACACUUUGGGGGCGCAUGUGCCGGUACCUACCGCCCUCUACGAGCCGGAAACAGAAGCUCCAUCCGCCGAUGAAGGGGCAGGAUGCUACAUCGACGGCAAGCACUACUCGGAGGGAGCGCGAAUGCCCAGGGACCCCAAGAAGCCGUGCGAGGUGUGCUACUGCAUCCGCAACAGCAGCGCCUGCGUGCUACAGGACUGCGAACUCCACGUGGACGGUUGCUCGCCCGUGUUCUCCAGGCCCAGCUGCUGCCCCACGAGAUACAACUGCACUGAGGAAGCUGCCACUACUGUUCCACCUGGUCUGUUGGCAACUGAAGCUCCUCCGAUCGGCUGCAUGCACAAGGGCAAGUUCUACGAAGACGGAGCACAGGUGCCCUCUGACGAGCCGUGUCAGCAUUGCUACUGCAUGCGUCAUGAAGUGGUGUGCGCGGUGAACGAAUGCAAAGCGCCAUCGGAUGGAUGUGUGGCCAUGCCAACGGAACCAGGACACUGCUGUCCCAUGCGAUACGAAUGCCCAUCCGACAUGACAACGACGCCGGGAACGGGGGCGACGAGCCCGGCAGAAACGACGCCAUCGACGUCCGAAACUGUGGAAGGAAAGAAGGGUGUUACAGAAGCGACCCCGACUCCAGCCGGAACUACCACGGUUACGCCACCCGCGUCCUCAGCGACUUCCACCGGUGUCCCAACAGGCACCACUACCGAAGGUGCGCCAGAACUGGCCAGUGCAACUGCACCGACAGUCGCCGCAAAAGAAACCACCGAACCUGCAGUAUUCGAGACGUCGACGGGGGGCCCAAGCACUCCUGCAGAGACAACGACGAGGCCAUCAGUGACCGAGGAGACGACGCCCAAAAUUACUGCCAAAUCAGAAGCAACCACGGAGUCCGUGACUGCAAGCACCGAACUGUCAUCGACGGAAAAGCCGACCACUGCCGAAGGACCACGCGAGGACGAGGGACCGGAGACUACUGAGUCGCAGCCAGUAAGCUCUGUUACACCCACGAUGAGCACAGAGGCAGCAACUACUGAAGCUGCCAAGGAAGAAGCCACUACACAAUCUACGGCUGCCUUUACAACUGCUCCAGAAACACCAACUACUGCCGCGGCUGCAACCGUGACGCCAGAAGCCGUAGCUACGAGUACACCAUCGGCGUCACCCACGCCAGCGGAAACGGAAAGUCCGACUCCGUACGAUGCCAAAGAAAGUACGCCAAAGAUGGAAGAAACGUCAGCGACUCCCGGAGUCACAACAGCGCCAACCGCAGGAGCGACGGAGGAGGCUUCAUCGGAAACUCCAGGAGUCAGCACAGUGCCAAAAACUACCGAGGCUGCAGACGCUUCGACAACGCCCGCCACUCCGAGCACAGGUGUCGCAGAAGAAGUAACAACACCACACACCGAGGGGCCUUCGACCACAGGAGCAGCAAGUACACCAGCAGAAACCACGGAAGCGUCAAUGCCUUCCGAAAAAGCCACCGAAGAGGCAACGACUGCUGGCGCAGAUGUAACCACUAGCGCUUCAGCGCCUUCAGAAAAAGUUACCGAAGAAACAAUGACUUCAGGGGCAGAAGCCACCACUGGUGCCUCGACGUUUUCAGAAAAGGUUACUGAAGAAACAAUGACUGCAGGAGCAGAAGUCACGGCUGGUGCCUCAACGUCUUCCGAAAAGGUUACUGAAGAAACAACGACUGAAGGUGCAGAAGCCACCACAGACACCUCAACACCUUCCGAAAAGGUUACGGAAGAAACAACGACUGCAGGUGCGGAAGCUACCACAGGUGCCUCAACACCCUCAGAAAAAGUUACUGAGGAAACAACGACUGUAGGAGCAGAAGUCACCAAAGGUGCCUCGACGCCUUUAAAAGAAGUUACUGAAGGAACAACGACUGCAGGAGCAGAAGCCACCACAGGUGCCUCAACACCUUCCGUAAAGAUUACAGAAGUAACAACGACUGCAGGAUCAGAAGCCACCACUGGCGCCUCAACAUCAUCCGAAAAGGUUGCCGAAGAAGCAACGACCGCAGGAGCAGAAGUCACCACAGGUGCCUCAAUGCCUUCCGAGAAAGUAACCGAGGAGACAACGACCGCAGGAGCAGAAGCCACCACAGGUGCCUCAACACCUUCUGAAAAGGUUACCGAAGAAACAACGACUGCAGGAACAGAAGCUACCACAGGCACGUCGACAUCUUCAGAAAAGGUUACCGAGGAAUCAACGACUGCAGGAGAAGAAGCCACCGCAGGCACCUCAACACCUUCCGGAAAGGUUACCGAGGACUCAACGAGUGCAGGAGAAAAAGCCACCACAGGCACGUCAACACCUUCCGAAAAGGUUACCGAGGAACCAACGACUGCAGGAGAAGAAGCCACCACAGGCGCUUCAACGCCUUCCGAAAAGGUUACCGAAGAAACAACGACCGCAGGAGGAGAAGGCACCACAGGCGCUUCAACGCCUUCCGAAAAGGUUACCGAACAAACAACGACCCCAGGAACAGAAGCCACCACAGGUGCUUCAACGCUUUCCGAAAAGGUUACCGAAGAAACAACGACUGCAGGAGCAGAUGUCACCACCGGUGCCUCAACGUCUUCCGAGAAAGUAACCAAGGAAGCAACGACUUCUGGUGUGGACAUCACCGUAGGUCCUGUCAGCUCCACACAGGCAGCGACCACGCCAGCUCUUACUGAGGUCUCUACAGAAGAAACGACGACUGUGAGGCAAACAGACGUGACUAUGACAACGGAAGCGCCUAGCACGCCAGAGAAACCAGAAACUACCGCAGAAACUUCUGAAGCGGCCACGAAAGGAACAACUUCGGGAGAAGAGGCCAGUACAGGGCCAUCAGUACAUACCGAAUCGACCACAGAGAUAAUGACAGAAGUGACAAAAUCUAAGAUUCCCGAAGCGGAAACGACAGUCGCGGAUCUCGGAAGAGAAGAUACGCCAAAAACAACUCCAUCGCAUGAAACAAGCACUCUCAGUGUGGCUUCGACGCCAGAAACCACUGAAGUGGAGACAUAUGCAACACCAGAAACGACGACACCUCAUGAAGUCACAGAGGGUACCACGAGUGAGAGAACCACAGCUGAGUCAGUCACUUCCGGAGCUCCGGAAACAUCAGCUACUGCAGAGCACGUGACUGAAGAAGACAUGAAGCCCUCUACUGCGCCUACGACACCACCAGCAACUAGCACCGAAGCUACAGCAACUCCGUCUUUAACAACUUCAACACCUGAAGGCACAUCUACAGUGACAGAAUCUGUGACAACCGCGUCCUGUGACGCCGUACGCAGAGGUUACAACGCCGUCUGCAACAAUGGCGGAGAAACGACUGAACCUGCCACUGCUGGCGAGGAAGUCACGACGCCCGAAGUUUCAGGAAGACAAGAACCCAAGACUCCAGAAGAACCGACGACAACGCACAUCCCCGGGGAGGCUUCAUCGACGACUUCAUCUGUGACAGAAGAAGCUGUUUCUACAUCAGACACUAGCACUGCAGGAGCCGCUACAACAGUGCAUACAGAAGUGAGCGAGAGUGUCACAACCUCAUCAGCAACUACUAGCGCCGAAGUAACAACGCCAUCCCAGGUCGAGGAAACCACCGCGCAAAAGACUGUAGAGCCAUCCACAACGUCCCCUGCCACUGAAGAAGAAACGACCAGCGGGGCAACUGUGGAUUUAACAACGGAAAUUGCGUCCGGCCCUACAACAACGGAGAGUGUUUCAGGCCCAACAGCACCAGGAACUUCCAUGACAGAAGCUGUGACAGGUCCAACAGCAACGGAGGGCAUUACUUCUGAAGUGACGACUGCAUCGACAGGACCAACAUCAGAGGUGGCUACUACACGGGAACCAUCUGCAACUGAAGUGACCACCACUGAAACUCCGUAUAUCACCACGGCAACCAGAGCUCCUGAGGCUGGCCGAGACGAAGAGGCACCGUCGACAACGCCACUACCUCCGGGAUACACGCCUACACGCCCACAAGAAGAGUCUACCACUGCUACAGCAGGUGUGACGACCGAACCAGGUGCCACCACUACGCCUACCGCUACAGAGGUUGGUUCAACGACUGAGGUGUCUUCCGCCGCGCCUGAAGUCACGACGGGCAUGGUCACCACUACAGAAGCGCCAGCCACAACGGUGCCAGUGACACCGAGCGAUAUCCUCACAACUCUGGGCGCAGAGAAGCCUGAGCUGGAACCCACAGCAGGAGAACCGGAAAAAGAAGAGGGUGAAGAGCCGUCAUCGGUAACACCACCGGCAGAGACAUCAAGCACGACAGAAGGCACGACACCAGUCUCAACCAAAGAGACGCCCACACCCUCCUCGGAGCGAACGACAACGGCUGCUGAGACGUCUCCCUCAGAAGCAUCGACGACUAGGCCAGAAACAACGACCGAGGGCAAGGCGCCUCCUACGUACGCAGAGCCAACCAGCAGCCAGCCUUUGCCUAAAACAUCUGAAGUACCGGGAGAAGUCGAGCAGGCUACCACGAAGACUGUAGAACUUGUAACUACUACAGAGGCUGCGACGACGGCAGGAGCCACAACAACGCAGAAGCCCCAGCCGACUGUAAUAACCGAAGCUCCCGUUACAGGCUCUACCGGCUUUGAAACUCUAGAUCACAGGAAAGCACCGACAACUACGGAAGCACCUACUCCAGAAACGACGCCAGGAGCACCUAUGACAACAGAACAGCCAUCUAUUACACCAAGCACAGGUCUACCUACAAGCACUGAGGCACCCGCAUCAGCAACAACGCCAGCGGAGCCAGCGGUAUCGACGACGAAGGAAGACACCGUUGGCCGCGAAGAAGAACCUUCUUCCGAGGAAGAACCAGAGGCGGAACCUGGCUGUAGUUACCAAGGUCAGACCUUCAAGUUUGGUGAUGAAGUUCCACCACCGGAUGCCUGCAAAUAUUGCCGCUGCUUCGACGGUGAAGUUAUCUGUGCCGAAAAGGUUUGCCUCCCACCAGCACCAAACUGCAUUCCGGGCCCAGUACCUCAAGGAGAAUGUUGCCCCGAAAUGUACAACUGUGAUGGUGAAGAGAUGCCAGGAACGACGCAGCUUCCUACCAUCGAGCCAACCAGCAAAAAGACACCACCUCCAACAGUAGAGACCUCAGAAACCACAUCUGAAGUCAGUGCGCCGUCUUCCGAAGGCACCACGUCUCCAGCCUCUACUGAGCUCAGCACCGAACACAGUGCAACACAGCCCCCAUCCACAACGUCAGUCGGAGAGUCUACCACCGCAGAGAGCACAACCGAAGCAGAAGUAGACAGCAGAAAGAAGCUUCCUUCAUCUCAAAAGCCUGAGGAAGCGAUGACAGGCUCCACAGAAGCAGCUACAGAGGGCAGCUCAUCCGCGACAACACCGUCAGGAACUGAGGCCACUGAAGGCUCCACGGCUCCUGCCCUCUCAACUCAGCCACCAGAGGUGACAUCUGUGGAAACAGGCGCUACGAGUGAACCGUCCGUCCACAACUCCAGAAACAACAUCGAGUGGUCUUCAACAGAGGCUCCUUCAUCCGAAACGAGCCCAAGUGCGACAACUGCUGCUGGUAGCACACCUGCUGAAACGCCAGAGACAUCCACUUCAGAUGUCACUACAACGAGUGGAGCAACUAGUUCUGAAGCGACGACGUCCGCUGAAACUGGCUCGACGGGCACUGAAGCCGAAGGAAGCACCCCAGAAACCACAUCUAGUGGCCCCACACUCGAGGCUAGCACGCCUAGCGUGACUACUUCAUCUAUGACGUCUUCUGAGGCUAGUACGCCUGAAGCCAGCACUCUAGCGGCAAGCACACCCGAAGCUAGCACUCCCGAAAUCACCACCCCUGAAUCCAGUGCACCCACGGCCAGCACACCUGAGGCUAGUACCCCUGAGGCCAGUACAGUAACACCAAGUACCCCAGAAUCCAGCACGCCUGAAGCAAGCACGCCAGGAUCUAGUUCUCCAGAGGCAACAACACCUGCGGUGUCCACUACUGAUCUCAGUGCUGAAGAAGCUAGUACUCCUGCUACUGAGUCCAGAACAACUGAAGCCAGUACUGCUGAAGACACAACUCCCGCAAUGACGUCUCCUGAGGGCAGUACACCCGAAGCUAGCACGCCUGAAGUGACAACGCCAGCUGCAACUUCAGAGGCAAGUACCCAUGAAGCCAGCACUCCUGUUUCUAGUACUGAAGCUUCAACAUCUUCGGAAGGCACGACACCAGAAGAAACUACACCUAGCGCCACAAGCCCGCCCUUGACUGUAGGUACCACGCCAGAGGCUAGCACAUCUGGCGCAACUACUCCUAGCGCAACUUCGCCAGAUGUCACUACAUCAGAAGCAAGUACCCCUGAGCAAUUAACAUCUUCUCCCACAGAAAGCACUACGCCAGAAUCCAGCGCAUCAAGUACAACAUUACCAGAGACAACUACUCAGGAGUCUAGCAUUCCAACUACACCUCAGGGAGGUAGUACACUCGAAACAAGCACGGCAGGCGAAACAUCUUCGGAAGGUUCCACAGUAGAAGUGACAACGCCAGGAGCUAGCACAUCUUCUGAAGCUACAACUACGGAGGUAACACCUACGGAAGGCACAACGCCAGAAAGCAGCCCAGCAGCGACCACUUCUCCACCAAGUACUACGUCGGAGGCAACAAGUCCAGGAGAAACAACACCAGUACCAACCUCUAGCGAAGGCCCCACACCAGAAGCUAGCACUCCUGGUGUAACCAGUGCAUCAUCGACCAUCCCCGAGGUAACAACUCCAGAGGGCAGCACUUCUACAGGAGCGGCUACCCUGGCAGGAACUUCCCCGGAAGUUACCACACCUGAGAGUAGCGCACCCGCUGAAACCACACCUGGUGUAUCGACACCCGAGAGCACCACUCCUGAGCCAAGUACGCCUGAGAAUCAACGGCAGUCCCGUCCGAACAGCCUAGUUCAGUACCUUCUACACCUGAAGUGUCUACCUCUGAAGCAUCGACUACAGAAGUGGGAUCCACUAGUCCACCUAGCAGUGAAGGUGCAACAUCCGAAGUCAUCAGCUACAACUCCUGAGUCUCCAACCAGUGCCGUUACAACUCCCUCUGCUCCGACAACUGAAGCGGCAACGGAGGGAUCUAGCCCCGCAGAGAGCACGGCAAGUGAAACUGCUGCUACAAAUGAGGCGAGAACACCUGGGCUCACGGGAGCAACAACCGAGGGCCCAACUCCCGCUACGCCUGAAGCCACAACUCCAGCUGAGACGCCAGCGACGUCAGAAUCUGCGGCCACUGAAUCUUCUGCUUCCACAGAGGCUCAACCAAGUUCAUCUGAAGCGACAACACCGGCCUCAAUGGCGGCUACCGAAGUGACCACGCCAUCUGCGAUGGAGGAGACGAAAGAAUCAACAACACCAUCCGCGCCAACUACACCGGCAGAGACUUCAGAGACCGAGGGUGCUAGCACACCAUCUAGUGUACCGGCAGAAGCAAGUACGCCGGAAACAACGAAGGAGACGAUGGAGCAACAACAGAAGGCACGGAAGAGCCCAAGACUGCCUUCUACAGCGGGCACAGAAGGAACCAGUGCUACUGAGAUGCGAGAUGCUGCAACAACUGAGGGUGCAACAACGCCAUCAGAGGUGACGACAAAGACUGAAACUGAGGCCACAACGACAAGUGAGGCUACAUCUACCGGAAGCCCGACAACGCCAGGCACACCUGUUUCGGCGACGACGGGGGCCAUGGAAGAGACUAAGGAAGCCACCACUGCUCCGUCAAGCGAGGCUACCGAAGGAAAAUGUGACGUGAACGGCGUGAUAUACAAGGAGGGUGACCAGGUGCCGGACGGCAACCCCUGCCACUUCUGCAACUGUCUCGAAGGGGAGGUAAUCUGUGCCGAGAGAAUCUGCAGGCCACCCGGUCCAGAGUGCAAACCUCUGCCAAAGUCUCCCGACCAGUGCUGUCCAGAUUACGAUUGCGAAGGCGUCACGACUCCAGCAGCAGUGUCCACUGUAGAGGGACGAAAGAAACCCCCAGAGGUGACUCCGGCCAUGGCCGAAACUACACCGGCAGUGACAGCGCCUUCAACGCCACAGCCUGGCGAGUACGGGGAUGAUGUGGCGAAACCGUGCAAUGUCCAAGGAACAACAGUCGAGCAUGGUCAGGUGAUUCAGACGGCCAACCCAUGCACGUUCUGCAAGUGCACGUUCGGCGAGAUGGUGUGUGCCGAGCGCAUCUGCGAAGAGCCUCCGCGUCCAGGCUGCAAGCCGACCGGCGUCAAACCAGAGCAGUGCUGCGCCGAGGCAUUCAUCUGCCCGUCCGAAGAGGAAGAAGGCCGCGAAGAAAUGGUGACCCACAGGCCGUCGGUGUUCAAGUUUACCACAAUCAGCCCGACGAUUGCCGAUUUUACCAAGAUAUUUGGCCCCAACGUCACCACAACGCCAGUGCCAUCGACUACAGUGACACCGUUCGUCAUCGAAGUCAUGACGGAGCCUCCCGCUUCGCAGCCACCCGUCCACGAUCUCUCGACGGGUGAACCGGAAGCUACGACAACGGCGAAGACGGAGACAGGGGUGACCGAGGCAACGCGUCAGCGGAGCCGGAAGAGCCUCGCGAGGACGAAGCCACGACACCCGGCGGCUCACGUGGUGGAACCAGUAGAAGAGAAGAAGGCUACACCAGCUCCAGAGAGCACCGAGUCACCGUCGCUCUUCACAACCAUCAUGGACUUCUUCACCGGAAGCACGACAGAGGCACCGGAAGUGAACGUGACGACGCCUUCGGUGCCAUCCGCCACUGUAACGACACCGAAGCCCGUGGCCGAGACGGAGAAGCCGGCUGGAGACCGCUGCGACCGCGGGUGCUCCGGUGAAGGAGCCAACGAAAACCAAGAGCCCGGCCACUCCGGAAGUGACGACACCACCACCGGGUGUUACGGCUACUGGAGAACCGGAACUACCCCGGGAGGAAGGCACGACUCUCACGGCAAGCACGGAAGAACCCGAGUCUACGACAACGGAAGGGGCUAUCAUAUCGAGGAAGGAUCCUGCAUUUUCGACGCCAAGGUGUAUCAAUCGGCAGAGCAGAUCCCACGGCCGGACCCGUGCGAUUUCUGCUUCUGCUUCCGUGGUGACAUAAUCUGUCUGCAGCAGACGUGCCCACCGCCAAUCCCUCAGUGUUACGAGACGCCCAUCAGCGGAUUCUGCUGUCCGCGAUACGAAUGCCCUGUUCACAUGACAGUCAAAAAUGUGAGCCUUACAACGACCACUACGACAACGACGACGACAACAACGCCAGCUCCGAGGUUCAUGCAACAGAUGAUCGAGGCAACCAUGGAAGUCAAAGGCUGUGAGGUCAAUGGUAGCUUCUACCAGGUGGGCCAGGUGGUGAAGAAGGCUAGCGGGCCGUGCUUGGAGUGCAUCUGUGACGCCAGCGGCAUGAUCAAGUGCAACCCCAAGGACUGCCAGCCGCAGGCGCCGCUCUUGCUCAGGAUGAACCGGUCCUACUUCAGGACGCGGUAGGCGGUGCCACGUCCGCCAUAGCUUCCCACUCCCGCCGCCAGGGAGAGAGAGACGCCUUCCUAGUUCCGACCUUUUUCAUCUAUUAUUUUUAUUAUUAUUAUUAAUAUUAUUAUUAGUAGUAGUAUCAUCAUGGCCGUCAGUUUUCUUCGUACGCCGGUAGUCCGGUGACCGGCGAGAAGGCGAUGUUUCCAGAGUUCUUUGGCCACAACAAACAUGGGGCCCAGGCUUGUAGGGUUGAGUACAAAAACGAUACGGGCUAAAAUAAGCAAUCUUGUUUGCUUCUAACAGUAUUCUAGAGUGAUUAAAGAUAACGAGAAGUAAAAUGUUGAGGGAUAAGUUUAUCGCCGACGUUAUAUGUCAGUUAACAGGCGCACACUGUUCGCUUAAGGGCAUGGUGAACUAUUGGUUUAGAGUUCUUGAGAAAUACUCUGCGAGUCGUUGACCAGAGCGGUGGUAAAGCUUUAGCAACAACCAGUUUUUUUUCCUGGCGCUGUACACAGCACUACAGUCGACUGCAGGCCAAAUGUUCCACCCCCUGGCUCGAACCUUGAGGCCGGAGGAAUCAAAUGUAGGGCACGUGUCAGGAAUGAGACAGCUUAUAGACGAGCACCGAUGAACGGAUGUACGCGCCGCCCGAGAGGGACGCGUAUCAGGUCACAGUUUAAGGGCUUCAUGAGCAGUUAACAUCGUGGUCAAUACGAUAAGUCGCACACGUGGUCAACUACAAGCAAAUAAUGCCUAUUUUCCUAGCGUAACAGUCUAGAUGAGAGUCGCAUUCUCUCCGUUGCCCCUACUCAGCAGCGAAUACGGUGUGCGUCAAAGAACUCUGGAGACACGGCGCGCUACUCUGGUCACAUUCAGGACUACCGGCACAAGUUGUACGAGGCCGCCAAAAGAAGCAAGACUGGCUCGGCUCGGGAGUUUCCACGAUGACUGCGAGUGAAAGUGCAAGCCGGCAGCCGGCGUCCCCACCGCCGACAAUGUCGUCUCAUCUGCGCAAACAUCUGGGGCGUCGUUGCGGAAGGAUGGAAACGAAACCACGAGGAAGAAGAAUCGUGUGGGUGCUCCACACCGCCUUCACACCUCCCGUCCUCCCCGCGUCUCUCGCCACAUCCACUCCCUCACUAACGACGAGAGCGCUCCAAAAGAGCCACCGUGUCGUGUAUGCACGCCGCGCUGACUCACUUGUGAAACUGACCGUGCGCGGCGUUCUUUGCCCGUUCCCGUUGACACGGCUCUCACUACCCCUCUACGAGCCACUGUGUCGACGACCGAGCCGCUCUAGCAGCCGGCUGACCAGCCGAGACUGUGUAAGUGCGUUGGUGUCAGUGUGUGAGCGUGCGCGCGCGUGACGUCGGAAAGAAGCGGCGCUGAGGAGGACGACACGGACGACGGCAACGACCGGAGAAAAGAUGCAUGGACCUUUUCCUUAAUUACUCUUUUUUUUUCAUGGAAAGCGCAAGGUUGUGUUGUUUGCGUGAGCGCGUAUUCGUGUGUAUGUGUGUGUAGUGUGUAAAACAGCAUAUGUGACUACGCGUGGCUGUCUCUAUAUCGUGCUUCCUUCUUUCAGUUGCCAUUUCCUUCUUUUCCUGUUUCGUCAUUUCUACACCACGCUACAUUUUCAAGCUUAACCACAUUGGCGCGCGUCCCUUAACGUGUUAGAAAAAAAAAAGAGCAAACGCUUGACCUAAGAUUGCGUGAGCAAUCUUUUGUCGAUUUGUCGAUUUUGUCGAUUUGUCGAUUUUGUCGGCAAAGAGCUCGAUAGGGGUUUCGUGCGCGACUGCCUCACGUUCUCAUUCGUUGGCUAGUUUGAUCGUUGUUUCGUCUGAUUCUUUUUUUUUCUUCUUUGGGUGCUCACGUCUUUACGGUGUCUUUUCCAACGCGCAUCGGUCUGAAUGCUUGCGCCUCAGUCGUGUUACGAAGUAAAACCGUUUUUGCCCCUAUACUUCGAGCGCGCGUUUCGUCCGUCGCGUCCAGCCCUCAAAGAUGUGGCAGCUAAAGGGGUCCGCGGUUAGAUUUUUUUUCUGUACCCCACACUAACGCAAUGGACACAAAAAGACGCUAGCCUUAACCUCAAGUGCACCCCGUUCCUUUUUACACGUGGUGCGCGUCGAAGCUCAAACGUUAACAAGCGUCGUGUGGUUGAUGAGUCGAAGACUCUGCAUUUCGUGCGUCAGUGUAUAGGAAGCUGUUUCUAGUUUUUUUUUGUUUGUUUCGUGUUCUCGUAUGACGUGCACAAAACGCGAUCCGAGAAAUGACCGUGUAUUCAUACAUUCCAUGAUAUCGCCAGUGAAUGUACGAGUUUACUAUGCAAUCCAAGACCCGCUAUAGCCCGAGAAAACGGCGCGCAGUGAUAUAGUGCCAGUAGGCGCCCGCAUUUUUCUAAUAUACGUUCCAUCCUAGAAUAAAGCACACGUGUCUCGAUCUUUUCAUCGGACUCACGAGAAUGUGGCCUAUUCCCUCGGCCGCCGACAAGUGAAGGUAAAAGUGGAUUUAACCCUAACUUGCACAGUGGAAGGAUAAAAUGUUUUCGUGAAGUUUGACACGUUCUACAUGCAAUCGUGAGGUAUGUACACAGUGAAGUAUAGAAGAAGGAGGAAGUCGUUAUUCGUAGCUUCCGAAAGUUAUAGCUUAACGUAUAAACAGAGAAGACACUGUCAAACUGCACCACUCACACUUUCCUUAUGGCAUUUGCAGACAGAACCCUCACGGCUAGGGCGAGAUGUUUUGAGGAACAAUGUUCAAUGCAUAUUUUUUAUACCACUCGUGGGGCGGAGGUACGUGUGUGCGUAAUUUUGUGCCGUCUUAUCAAGUAGACUCGCGUUGAAUACGCGCUUAAUCUUGUCGACGUCUAAGCUAGCACUUCUGCUGUAAGUUUAUACGUAAACUUUUCUGAAAAUCUUUAAAGUCUUCUACCUCCGGAGCUACUUACGAGGCUUCAUCUUGACCUUGUCAAUAUUUAGACACGCCUUUCCCUUCACUGCUGAUAAGCAACAUUCCAGCAGCUCACGCCAAACGAUGGCGGCUGCUUAAGUUAUGUGAUACCCGGCGGGAAAAUCAUAUUUUUUAUAUUUACUCUUCAACGGGGGCUUGCGAAAUGCCUACACAGGAAGACUAUAAAAAUCACGGCACACAAUAGGAAAACAAGAAACUUAUAUAGGCAGUCUACACCUUUGCUCUUUCUGAUUACAUUCCAAUUGUAACAUGACUUUCACGUUGCUUCGACCUUAAGGCUUUAAUCUGGCAAGUCUCAAAACAACAAUCCCACACUCCUAAAAUUACGCAACUGAUAACGUAAAAGGUUUGAAACAACCACCUAUUUUGUAGAGGUCCAGUGCCAUUCACCAAUGCGUCUCACUGUUAGACUUCGCACGUUAAAGCCUAGACGUCAAACGAGUACAGCUAGGUGACAGCUACUUAAGACGUCAUGACACAACACUGAUAUUAUCUUUCUUUCUUCCGCCUAUUUUUUUCUUAGGGCGCUUGCAACGAGCAGCCAUUUUCGCCCUUCUAUAGGUGGUGCCAAAAUAAAUAGCCCGCCAUUACAGCAAUAUUUUUGCUAGCCAAUACGUCUUCAUUUAUACACUGGGCAAAGAGAAGAGGUGAUGUGAGUAAGAUGCACGUGAUUGGUGGUCUUCGAGAGAGAUAGAGAGAAGGAAAGAGGAGCAGCGUUUUCUUGCGACUGUUCUCACCUUAUACCCACCAAGCUCGUCGCCCGACCCCACCGCUCAGGUAGCCAAUCAAAAGCCCCACCACGUGUUAAGGUCUUCCACCGCACUUACAGCACCUCAUCUGAACACGCGUUCAAUAUCGCACGGUCUCACUGUCAUAAAGGUACCAAACAGGCAGUCGAAGGCCGUCACUCACCCCACGCUUUCGACCAGUCACUGGGACCAAGCCAACCAGUGUGACCUUAAUUCCCGUCAUCCCUCCUUAGCCCUACAGCAAGCAAUGAUACCAGGCCAAGCAGUUGCGAACUUAAGUACAUUCCUCUUUGUACACACCUGGUUAUGCCGCAUGAAAUGUAUCAGGGUGUAAUAAGCCGAACGAAACAUUGCUUCGGGUAAGCCAAGUGCCUCUCUGGAUGUGUACUCUCAGCAACAUGCGUGUCGCGGCGUUGCGCAGCUCUUCAGGGAACACGUGACGGAUCUUCGUUCUCUACUCGAGGUCACUUACGUGAGCAUUUAAACAUAUCGUAACGGGGAUGCCAACAGUAUGGUGAUAGUCUGUGGUUACCUCAUUUACCGGCUACUGCUUAAUCUACUGGGGCCCAGCUUGUCCGUUCCACGUUUACGUUAAGCAAGAUAAGCCACGGAACUAUUCACGCGCCCGAUAGCUUUUUUUUCGGCUGUGAAGUGAUUCCUCUCUAUACGUUUCCGCAUUCCUUACCCUUCCCGUUCCCAGAGUGUGUUCUUUUCUUCAACACAGGGUGGCCAUUUGUAAGUGUGUUCCAGCUUACUUCCGUGUCCUUCCUCGUAUUCUGUCUAGGCUCAGCCACAGUGUAGUCAGUCGAUUUGAGCAAACACCCGCACCGCUACGCCCUAGCAUUGCAUUCGGCAGCCAUAUAUCAGCUACCAUUACGCCUUCACCUCUGUCUCAUCAUGCCUGCGGAUGUGUUUCAGAAGGCACGCCUUCGAAAUCAGCGCGCUGUAUCCUUACACACUAUCUAUACGGGCUUUCGCGAAUGCCCAUGUUUGAUAAGCCCGCUAGAGCGUAUUAUUUUUUUGCACCAUUCUUGACUCACACUUCAUUCACUGCUGCGCAAGACGAUGGUUCCUGGGUAUGCUGUGCAUAUUCAGGGCUCAAAACCAGUGCCUCCUUCUCAGCAAACACCGCUUUACGUCAUGGGUUGCGCGACAAAAGCGAGCCCCCCCCUUUUUUUUUACAUACGCGUUCGAGUGAAUUCCGUGCAGGCACGUAUUAAUGUGUUUGUUGUAUUUUUUGUACUUGGGUGACGCGAAAGGUGGAAGCACCUGAACGCACAAAAAGAAAACACUGUACCAUAAUGUGUGCAAGCAUAGCUCUUGUCAAUUUUUCCUUUUUUUUUCUUUCACAGUGCAUUCCUUCAGUCUUGUUUUUUCGUGGUGGGCUUCAUUUUUUACUUUCUUUGAGCUGCGUCGUUCUGGAUGGUAGAACGGUGACUCAAAAACGGCUUUGACGUUUUUUUUUACAUAAGUGAAGGAGACAGGCAAUUAUUAUUUUUUUGGUGGAGUUGCGCGUAUCUGUGGUUUUAAAAUAGCAUGUCUGAGUUACCUUGAUUGCCUCCUCCUAAACUCUUUCCUAUACUACGUGAAUGUGCUCAUUUUGUUGCAAUUCAUUUUAUAUUUUUUUACAAGCGUGUAUGUGCAUACCUUCAAGGGCGCUGCUCCUGCUAAAGGCCACGAAUCUGGGAUCCCAGAACCGGAUACGGGCCCGUUUAUGCUGAAGCUCAACGCACUCCGUGGUGCCGAUCUCGUUAAAUAUGAACUGUACUCACUCCAAGCGGUUUUGUGCCAUUUGAAGCCUUUAAAGUUCGAAAUCUAGCCCGCUAGCAUAUUCGAGCAUGAUAUCGAUAAGUGGCCACUGAAUACCUGUAUUGAAAUAACCCAUCGCAUUGCAUGCCUUAAAGCAAUGUAUCCCGAAUGAAGCAGUGUACAUUCUAAAAUGCACGAAUUUAUAUUGAGCAAUGAGAAGCGUGAGCUUAGCACAAAUUAGUUCGUUUUCAACUGCACGAAACGUGGUAGACGUUUCGUUCACCAAUCAGAGUACAAUCUGGCUCAUCCGUCGAUCGGUUCAUCCAAAGCUAUUUGAAGUUCUUCCGAAGAGACUUGCGAGAAGUUGUGUUUUGUUGAAUUCGACCUUCUCAUCAGUGCUUAAGAUGGAAAGGCCUUCUUCGCUAACUUAUACAUGCGUCUAAUUCUAAAAGCAAAGGUAACUCUAUUGUUGGAUCACUGAUGUAUCGAUCGGACUGCUUCAUAGUGCGUCUCUGCUCAGCAGUUUAGGGGUUCAGGCUGUUGAAGGUAUGAUCGGUAUUAUUGCUGCCAUGUUCAAGAUCCUUUUUUUUUGCUGUACAUGAAUUGUGAUUGUGUGUUUGUGUUUACUUCCAUUAAAGAAAAACUUCUUAUCAAGAAA
Molecule: messenger RNA, 16440 nt
Organism: Rhipicephalus microplus (southern cattle tick)
Lineage: Eukaryota; Metazoa; Arthropoda; Arachnida; Ixodida; Ixodidae
Gene: tnc
Product: tenectin
Cellular component (GO): extracellular region
Molecular function (GO): protein binding
Source: RefSeq, a predicted model, not a curated record